Messenger RNA from Rubroshorea leprosula, 2226 nucleotides. NCBI's taxonomy places the organism in Eukaryota, Viridiplantae, Streptophyta, Magnoliopsida, Malvales, Dipterocarpaceae. The record is from the annotation of a GenBank genome assembly.
AUUUCUUUUUCCAAAUUUCAGCUUCAGAAUUUCUAGUUGCGGUUUAGGAGCUUGAGUCACAGAAACAGCAAGAAAUGGAAGACGAAGCAGAGAUUUACGAUGGAAUCAGAGCCCAGUUCCCUCUGACCUUCGGCAAGCAACAGAAGUCCCAAACCCCUCUGGAAGCCAUUCAUAACGCCACUCGCCGACCUACCGCCGCCGGUACAGCCUCCAGCAACACCAAUGACCUUCCUUCUCUAUCAUCUUCCUCCAAAGGCUGGCUGGAUUCCCUUCGCAACUCCAAAAACGCCAACCCUAACCCUAAAUUCAGGCAAGACGAGAAUAGGGGGACUAGAGGACCACCUCCGCAACCUUCGGAGGAUGAGGCUGACGCCAUGGUAGGACCGCCUCGUCCUCCACCUGGGUCCGGUGGUGAUGAGGAUGAUGAUGAUGAUGAUGAUGAUGAUGAUGGUGAGGUGAUGAUUGGACCGCCACGGCCACCUCCGGGAUUGGGUUCAGAGGAUGAUGAAGUGAUAAUUGGGCCACCGCCACCACCAGCAGGGUCCAGUUUGGAUGAGUCGGAUUCGGAGGAGGAGAGCCAGGAGGAGAACCGCUAUAGGAUUCCAAUGAGCAACGAGAUUGUGCUUAAGGGACACACAAAGGUUGUUUCAGCUCUUGCCAUUGAUCACUCUGGGUCAAGGGUUCUUUCUGGUAGUUAUGACUACACAGUUCGGAUGUAUGACUUUCAAGGGAUGAAUUCUCGGUUGCAAUCAUUUAGGCAGCUUGAACCAUUUGAAGGCCACCAAAUUCGUAAUCUAAGUUGGAGUCCCACAUCAGACCGCUUUUUGUGUGUCACUGGCUCUGCACAAGCUAAGAUAUAUGACCGAGAUGGUCUUACUCUGGGUGAGUUUGUAAAGGGGGAUAUGUACAUUCGUGAUCUGAAGAAUACAAAGGGCCAUAUAUCUGGGUUGACUUGUGGUGAGUGGCAUCCUAAAACUAAGGAGACAAUAUUAACAUCAUCAGAAGAUGGAUCACUGCGUAUAUGGGAUGUAAAUGAUUUCAAAAGUCAAAAGCAGGUUAUUAAACCAAAACUUGCAAGGCCUGGAAGAGUUCCCAUUACCACAUGUGCAUGGGAUCAUGAAGGGAAAUGUAUUGCAGGUGGAAUAGGUGAUGGUUCGAUACAGAUAUGGAACCUUAAACCUGGAUGGGGAAGCAGGCCAGAUAUACAUGUAGAAAAAGCUCAUUCUGAUGAUAUCACCGGGCUUAGGUUUUCUAGUGAUGGCAGGUUUCUGCUGUCUAGAAGUUUUGAUGGAUCACUAAAGGUUUGGGACUUGCGCCAAAUGAAAGUUGCCCUUAAAGUUUUUGAUGAUCUUCCAAAUAACUAUGCCCAAACAAAUAUCGCAUUUAGUCCCGAUGAGGAGCUAUUCUUGACUGGAACAUCUGUUGAAAGAGAAAGCACAACAGGAGGUUUGCUGUGCUUUUAUGAUCGUGCUAAGCUUGAACUUGUUCAAAGAGUUGGGAUAUCGCCAACUUGUAGUGUUGUCCAGUGUGCUUGGCACCCAAAACUGAAUCAGAUCUUUGCAACAGUUGGGGACAAAAGCCAAGGAGGAACUCACGUACUGUAUGAUCCAACCCUCAGUGAGAGAGGAGCUCUUGUGUGUGUUGCACGGGCACCAAGGAAGAAGUCUAUGGAUGAUUUUGAGGCACAGCCUGUCAUUCACAAUCCUCAUGCACUGCCCCUGUUUAGAGAUCAGCCAAGCCGUAAACGCCAGAGAGAGAAAAUACUGAAGGACCCUCUUAAGUCCCAUAAGCCUGAACUUCCCAUUACAGGACCAGGACAUGGUGGAAGAGUUGGUGCAACUAAAGGAAGCUUAUUGACUCAGUACCUUCUUAAGCAAGGGGGAAUGAUCAAGGAGACAUGGAUGGAGGAAGAUCCUAGAGAAGCUAUACUGAAGUAUGCCGAUGCUGCAGCUAAAGACCCCAAGUUCAUUGCCCCAGCAUACGCUCAAACUCAGCCUGAACCAGUUUUUGCAAAGUCAGAUUCUGAGGAUGAAGAGAAAUGAUCUGAUUGUGGUCAAUGACAGAUCAAAGGUCGACUUUAGACCUCUUUUCUUCAAAAGAAAGAAAAUGAUCAAUGUAGUGUAUUAAAUUGUUUGCUUAAAAAUGAUUGUAUUAAACUCUUUGUUUUGAAAUGAUCUACAUUCUGGUGAAGAAACGAUCUUCAAAAAAUCAAUUCAAGAACUUAUU